AUGCAUGCAAUAGGGCCCCGGGCCCUUGCCUCAGCCUCCCGAGUCUCUGCGUCGUCAAGGUUAGCGCUGUCGGUCGCCCAUCGCAGCCAGUGUCGGCAAUUCCACCCGUCGUAUAGGUUACGGAAAAGUCCGUCCGAAGGCGCAGAGGACGGGAAACCGCCAGAGAAACCCGCCAGCGAGCCGCAGGAUGACGCCAGCAGCAGGAGCCGAGAUGAUGCUUUGAACAAGACCGAGACCAACUCGUCAGACUCGGCAUUCCGACGCUCGAGGGGCGGCGCCUUCGCUUCCGCGAGAGCGCGUCUUGCGAGACCACGGCCCGCUGACGAGCUCCCACCGGUUAAGCUACCGCAGAGCUUUCUUGAGACCGGCGUGUCGUUGUACGAUCCAGUGAACCGAAUCAACACCCUCACGAACGAUCUCUGGCACCAACGGUACAUGGGCGCCCGCUGGCACGAUCUUCUGUGGAAAGAUUUGGAUUUGGUAUUCAGCCACGCCUCCUGGAACAAAUCGAAGCUGGAAAAUGCGCUGCGCCAGGGAAAUUUGGAGGCCAUCGAGAGGAGGAAUCGAAUCCUGGCCGAGGCGUCACAGUGGCUGAGCCUUUCCAUCGACGAGAUGCGGUCCUCGAACAAUCUGCAGAGCUCUCGCGAGCCGCUGCCGACGACCGAGUUCGCAGACAUGCUUCGUUACUCGAACAAGUUCGUCCUGUCCAACCUCUUGUCGCAACACACCCGCGAAACCAUCGACGCCGAUACCGUACAGGAUCCCGACCAAGACAGUGUUCUGCAGUCGCUGGUUGAGCAAUACAUCGAGGAGGGACAGCCGAAGCCGAGGCGCGACGGACUUAGGCUUUUUGACCCUAGGAUCCGCGGCGAGGUCGUCACAGCGGUGCGCGCCGAGCUCUCUCUGCAGCCGGAUGCAAGCGCGGCGGGGAGAGAGCUCAAGAGACCUCUUACUGUUGUCAACAUCCCGAACUACACCGGCCGAAGUCACACCAAGAAGCUCAUGAAACACGUUGCGUCGUGCGUCGAGGCCGACCUCAUCCACCUCGAUGCGCAGGAGUUGGCAAUGCUCGUAGGCGACUACAUUGGACAGGAUUGCGCCUACUCGCGAGGUCCCAUGUCUAUGUUGGGAUACCGUGCGGCGGAGAUGAACGGGCGACUGGCCAAGACCGAAGAGCCGUCCAAGCCUAAUGAGGAGGACCUGUCCGGGGAGAUCGAGGCCGCCUGGGUCAACCUUCGGGAUCACGCUGUCGAUGGUGGCUACAACAGCCCCAUGGACAACGAGCUUCAGAAGAUCAAAGAGGGUGCUAAGGACUACGUUCUUCCCUCUGUAGACCGAUGGGAGAACCUCAAGAUCAAUGCCGUCCUCGAGGAGAUUGCCCACUCGGCCUCCAAGAUGACGUCGCAGCCCGACCGGAGCCUCAUCAUCCACGUGGACGACUUCGUUGAGCUCAACAUGACGCUCGAGGGAGCGUUGCUCAUCGGCAGGCUUCGCGCCAUCAUCGAUACGAUGUGGCGCGCUGGCAAAAAGGUCACGCUCGUCGGCACAUCGUCCAACGAGAACCCCUCGGACCAAUAUGCAUCGACGCUGAAAGAAAUCGCCGCCGAAGAGUGUCUUAUCCCUCUGCCCCUGAACUUCCAGCGCAUCACCAAUGCCAGCAACACCAAGAAGAUUUUCGAGGCCAACGACUACCUGCAGGAGAAUCUACGGAACAUCCAGCACAUGCUGAAGACAAUUGCCGGUCACUCGCCUGAUACGAGCAAGCUGCGCAUCGUCGGCGUGUCCAAGUCCUCACCUCCACAGUUCCUCCUCGACGACGCCGAGGGCUCUUACAUGGAAGUCUCACUGAUCCCCCGCGUCCUGGCCACCUCCAUCCUCCCCCUCGCCGACGUCUAUCACAUCACCCGCCUCUUCUACGCCUGCCAGGGCUCCGCCGACCCCGACCAGUCGUGGCGCGUGCUCUUCGACGUUGUCGAGUCCAGCAGCUACAGCACCGCCCAGAUGCACCGCCUCCAAGACCGGCCGACGCGCUCCAAGACCUCCGUCGCCGGCGGGAGCGCCGCCCCCUCCGACAUGCAGAAACCCGAGCCCGAACGCCUCCGCGUGUCGGGUAACUACAACGACUACGAGAAGAAGCUCCUCAGCGGCCUAGUCAACAGCAGCGAGAUCAAGACGACGUUCGACGACGUCCACGCCGACGCGGAGACCAAGAACAACCUCAAACUCCUCACGUCGCUGUCCCUCGUCCGCCCCGAGGCCUUUACCUACGGCGUCCUCGCUACGGACCGGAUCCCGGGCUGCCUCCUUUACGGGCCGCCGGGCACGGGCAAGACGCUUCUCGCCAAGGCCGUCGCCAAAGAAAGCGGCGCCAACAUGCUCGAGGUCAGCGGCGCCAGCAUCAACGACAUGUACGUGGGCCAGAGCGAGAAGAACGUGCGCGCCCUCUUCUCGCUCGCCAAGAAGCUGUCGCCGCUCGUCAUCUUCAUCGACGAGGCCGACGCUCUCCUCGCGGCCCGCGGGCAGCGCAACCGCGCCGCGCACCGCGAGACCAUCAACCAGUUCCUCCGUGAGUGGGACGGUAUGUCCGACACAAAAGCCUUCAUCAUGGUCGCCACCAACCGACCAUUCGACCUCGACGACGCCGUCCUCCGCCGCCUGCCGCGCAAGAUCCUCGUCGACCUGCCGCUGAAGCCGGACCGCGCCGCCAUCCUCCGCAUCCUCCUCAAGGGCGAAGAUCUGGACGCCUCCGUCUCCGUCGACGACAUCGCGCGCAAGACGGUGCUGUACUCUGGCUCCGAUCUCAAGAACCUUUGCGUCGCCGCCGCCAUGACGGCCGUCCAAGAGGAGAGCGAAGAGGCCGCCAGGCACACGGGGCCGGCGCCCUACGUGUUCCCACCCAAGCGCACGCUGAGGAAGGAUCACUUUGACAAGGCGCUCAAAAUGAUCGCCGCCAGUGUCAGCGAGGACAUGGACAGCCUCAAGAGCAUCCGACGGUUCGACGAGAAGUACGGCGACGUACGGGCGAAGAACAGCCAGAAGAAGAGGGGCAUGGGCUUCGGCGUGCUGCCGACGUCGGCAGAUGCCGAGGAGGCCCGGGUCCGUCAAGCUGUUGCAUAG
Molecule: messenger RNA, 3117 nt
Organism: Colletotrichum higginsianum IMI 349063
Lineage: Eukaryota; Fungi; Ascomycota; Sordariomycetes; Glomerellales; Glomerellaceae
Product: ATPase
Exons: 1
Coding region: 1-3117 (1038 amino acids)
Cellular component (GO): mitochondrial outer membrane
Molecular function (GO): ATP hydrolysis activity; ATP binding
Source: RefSeq, a predicted model, not a curated record